UAAAAGAAGGAUCCUCUCCCCCACAGCUCCUCUCUGAUCCAGUCUUUCCCUCAGGCUCUUCUCGGCUCUUAGACAUGCCAAAGUUACAAAGAUACAGAGGAGUCAGGCAGAGGCACUGGGGCUCAUGGGUCUCCGAAAUCCGACACCCUCUCUUGAAAACUAGGAUUUGGUUGGGGACUUUUGAGACUGCCGAGGAUGCGGCCAGGGCGUACGAUGAGGCUGCAAGGCUCAUGUGUGGGCCGAGAGCAAAGACCAACUUCCCGAUUGAUCCUAAUGGUACCAGCACGCCAUCGGCCCUCUCACCAAGCCUCAUGGCAAAGCUGGAGAAGUGCUGCUUAAUUUCUCAGGAAGAGACUAAGAGAGCAAAGGUGGCGAAGGUAGACGGCGAUGAAGAGGUGGUCAAGUUGGAUGAGGAGUAUAUCGAGGAGAUGAUCGAGGAGCUUUUACAUUAUGGAUCUGUGGAGAUAUCUUGCUCUUCUUGUUCUUCUUCCUCCUCCUCUUCUUCUUAGCUGUGAGCUUCUGUAAUUCUGUGUUUUGAUAUGGAAAUGAGCAAAUAGUAUGCUGUGACUGUACAUGAGCUGUGAAGUGAUCAAGUUGGGUUUUGUCAAUGUUUUGGAUAUUUAUGAGUAGCAGGGUUUGUUUUU
Messenger RNA from Elaeis guineensis (African oil palm), 644 nucleotides. RefSeq names its product ethylene-responsive transcription factor ERF003. The record is from RefSeq and is a predicted model, not a curated record. Gene Ontology annotation, biological process: regulation of DNA-templated transcription. Gene Ontology annotation, molecular function: DNA binding; DNA-binding transcription factor activity. Lineage: Eukaryota; Viridiplantae; Streptophyta; Magnoliopsida; Arecales; Arecaceae.